This is a messenger RNA of Capsicum annuum, 849 nucleotides long. RefSeq lists its product as uncharacterized. Gene Ontology annotation, molecular function: zinc ion binding. NCBI's taxonomy places the organism in Eukaryota, Viridiplantae, Streptophyta, Magnoliopsida, Solanales, Solanaceae. The transcript has a single exon. The record is from RefSeq and is a predicted model, not a curated record. Bases 1 to 849 code for a protein of 282 amino acids.
AUGAGGAAGGUUAUUCCGAUCGAUGACACUCAUUUAUACGGUAAGUACGAGGGUGUGCUUCUAAGCGCGGUUGCACAAGAUAUGGAGAAUCAUAUUUAUCCCAUUAUCUUUUGCGUCGUUGACAAAGAGAACGAUGCAUCUUGGACGUUCUUCUUUGAGAAGCUGAAGUCUAUUGUGGUCGAUGAACCAGAUUUAAGCUUUAUCUCCGAUAGGCACAAGAGCAUCACCAACGGCAUCGCAAAGGCGUACAAUCAUGCUCGUCACGGAUACUACAUGAGGAACCUAGGUGAAAAUCUCUGGGUAAAUCACUGCUGUGGUGAACACCUCUACCUAUUCUACAAUGUGGCAAAGGCAUAUUCUCCCGAGGAGUUUAGCGACCAUUUUGUGGAAUUCAAGAACUACUGUCCCGAGGCAGCCUUUUUCCUCGAGCAUGAGCUUGGUUUUGAGAAAUGGAGCAGGGCAUAUUUCCCCGGCAACAGUUUUGAUGUGAUGACCACAAAUAUUGCCGAGUAUGAGAACGUUGUAUUGAUUGACAAAAGGGAGUACCUCAUGGCAUCCAUAUUCAAUUCGAUUCCCAAGAGGUUUGGUGAAAUAUUUAGGGAUAGUCGUGCCUACGUCCUCAAAUAUAUGGAUAACAAAUUUGUUCCUACCGUCGAAAAGAUCUUAAGAGACAAUAUGAGCGAGGGUGACUCCUUCUAUGUGGAGAACAUAAGCGGGGAUGAAAGGCAAUACACUGUGUUCGGAAAUGGAUGUAAGGCCAAAGUCGACCUACUAGAAAGGUCGUGUUCUUGCAGGAAGUUUGACCUGGUCAAAAUACCAUGCGAUCAUGAGAUGGCCGCUUUGCGAUAG